Molecule: messenger RNA, 1049 nt
Organism: Serinus canaria (Common canary)
Lineage: Eukaryota; Metazoa; Chordata; Aves; Passeriformes; Fringillidae
Gene: CMSS1
Product: cms1 ribosomal small subunit homolog
Exons: 10
Coding region: 16-897 (293 amino acids)
Cellular component (GO): nucleus; 90S preribosome
Source: RefSeq, a predicted model, not a curated record
UUGCUGUUUACAGAGAUGACAGUAAUCCUGUAUAGCUCUAGGUGGCUGGUGGGACCAAAGCAGGGGCAAGAAGAUCCUUUCCAAAGUGGCUGCUCCUUUGUAUACCAAGAUCCUUCAGAUGAUGAAGCUAUUGAAAAAGCAAGUGAAAAAAGCUCAGCAACAUGUCAAGAUUCAGAUUCCAAACCUGCUGUGAAAAAGAAAAGAAAGCAGCCUACAGAGUGUUUUUUAAGUCAGCCUGAAGAAAAGCAAGAGAGUGCUGUGAAGGCAAAGAGGAGGAAGAAGAAGAAGAUUUCUGAUGUUCUGCAAAAAUCUGCUCCAAAACCUGGUGUCCCUGCAGAUCUACAAAAUCUGCUUAAUCAACAUUUUGGUGAAAACCGUUCUGUGAUUGAAAUAGAGGAAUUAAAGCUGUCAGAUUCCUGCUUUUUGCCAGCCAAUGAUCUUACCCACAGUUUUUCUUCAUACCUGAAGGAAAUCUGCCCUAAGUGGGCGAAGCUCCGGAGAAGCCACAAGGAGAAGAAGUCAGUGGUGAUGCUGGUUCUCUGCAGCUCUGCCCUUCGCUCCUUGGAGCUCAUCAAGUCAAUGACAGCCUUUAAAGGAGAUUGCAGAGUCAUCAAGUUGUUUGCAAAGCACAUAAAGAUAAAGGAACAAAUGAAUAUGUUGGAGAAAGGCAUGUUCCACAUUGGGGUUGGAACUCCUGGGAGAGUAAAGGCACUAGUGGAGCAAGAUGCCCUGUGCUUAAACUCCACGAAAUAUAUGAUUCUGGAUUGGAACUGGAGAGAUCAAAAACUAAGGAGAAUGAUGGACAUCCCUGAGAUAAAGAAAGAAACAUUUGACCUACUGGAGAAGAGUAUUAUAAAGCUGUGCAGAGAUGGAUCUGUGAAGCUGGGACUCUUUUAAUGAGUUUACCAACAAGGAAGUAAUUUGCAGCUGCAUUUUACUAUUAUCCUACCUGCAACUGAAUUUUGUCUUCUCAGAGGUCUCAACAGAGAAGGCAUAUUGCAACUUUUUCUGAAUUUUCUUUUAAUAAAAACCCAGAAGUUUUGUUUGUA